CGACAGAAGUAAAAAAUGCGUGUGAAUAACCCUACGUGCUAAAUCCUUUCGCGAAGGCGCUUGCCUUGUCCUAUAAAUAUUCUCAUUUCCCUGGAUUGUCUGCAAACCAGUCCAUCCUGUUUAAUCAAAUUCCGUUAAUUUCGCGUGAGUCUGCGGAUAGCAUAUGUCUCAGAGGCCUACCAUCCCCCACUCUUCCUCCAUCGCCUUCAGCCUCCAUUCCCAUCUCCUCGUCUCCAGUGAGAUGAACCCUAAUUCCAACUGGCCCUCUUAAUCAUCAUUAAACUUUCUAAUUUAUUCUUAUUUUCCGUUUCUUCCCCAAGAAAAUUCGACAUGGGUGUCAAAGGUUUUGUUGAAGGAGGCAUCGCUUCCAUCAUCGCCGGCUGCUCCACCCACCCUCUUGACCUCGUCAAGGUCCGAAUGCAGCUCCAGGGCGAAACCCACGUCCCGAACCCGGCUGAGCAGACAGUGCGCCCUGCUUUUGCUUCCGUCCACACAGCCGCCAGACGCGGCUCCAUCCCCCUCCCCCAACCACCGCCUCCUGCGGUCCGUGCCGGUCCAAUCACCGUUGCGGUUCGCAUAAUUCAGCAAGAAGGCGUCUCCGCCAUGUUCUCCGGCGUCUCUGCUACCAUGCUCCGGCAGACUCUCUACUCCACAACCCGAAUGGGCCUCUACGACAUUCUCAAGCAAAAAUGGACCGACCCGACAACCCGCAACAUGCCACUCCCCCGCAAAAUCACAGCAGGAUUGAUCGCCGGAGCCGUCGGCGCCGCCGUCGGAAACCCUGCCGACGUGGCCAUGGUCCGAAUGCAAGCAGACGGGCGUCUCCCGGUGGCUCAGCAGCGUAACUACAAGAGCGUGGUGGACGCCAUCGGCCGCAUGGCCAAGCAAGAAGGGGUGACGAGCCUUUGGCGCGGGUCGUCGCUGACGAUCAACCGCGCGAUGCUGGUGACGGCGUCGCAGCUGGCAUCGUACGAUCAGAUUAAGGAGACGAUCGUGGACAAAGGGAUUAUGCGCGACGGGCUCGGGACCCACGUAACGGCGAGCUUCGCAGCGGGGUUUGUGGCGGCGGUGGCGUCAAACCCGGUCGACGUGAUCAAGACUAGGGUGAUGAAUAUGAAGGUGGAGGCCGGGGCUGAGCCGCCGUACUCGGGGGCGUUCGAUUGCGCGCUCAAAACGGUGCGUUCGGAGGGCCCCAUGGCGCUUUAUAAAGGCUUUGUGCCUACGAUUUCGCGGCAAGGGCCUUUUACCGUUGUGCUGUUUGUGACGCUGGAGCAGGUACGCAAGCUGCUCAAGGAUUUCUGAACGUAGGAUUCAGAAAGUGAACGGUGGUGAUUGUAUUCGAUGUGAUGACGAAAAAAAGUACUUUCUAGAAUAUGGGCAUGUGUCUUUUUUUUUUUUUUUGUAAUUUUUUUUAUUAUUAUUGUUUAAAUUCCUUUAGAUUGGGAAGGAAUUAACUUAAUUAAGAGGUCGUUAGCAAAAACACAAAAACAAAAGUAAUAUAUUAAGAUGCAAUAUUGACUCUAAGCAAUGUGCCAUAUAAUAUACCUAAGUGCUUGUGUAUUUGAUUGUAUUUCAAUCCCCUUUAUGUUUAUCAUAUUGUUAAAUUUACGAUAUAGAUUGGUGGUGUGAUUCUAUGA
This is a messenger RNA of Malus domestica (apple), 1637 nucleotides long. Its product is annotated as mitochondrial uncoupling protein 5-like. Gene Ontology annotation, molecular function: thiosulfate transmembrane transporter activity; antiporter activity; succinate transmembrane transporter activity. Gene Ontology annotation, biological process: malate transmembrane transport; oxaloacetate transport; phosphate ion transmembrane transport. Lineage: Eukaryota; Viridiplantae; Streptophyta; Magnoliopsida; Rosales; Rosaceae. The record is from RefSeq and is a predicted model, not a curated record.